Molecule: messenger RNA, 1327 nt
Organism: Osmerus eperlanus (European smelt)
Lineage: Eukaryota; Metazoa; Chordata; Actinopteri; Osmeriformes; Osmeridae
Gene: nudt5
Product: nudix (nucleoside diphosphate linked moiety X)-type motif 5
Exons: 9
Coding region: 213-860 (215 amino acids)
Biological process (GO): nucleoside phosphate metabolic process; ribose phosphate metabolic process
Cellular component (GO): nucleus
Molecular function (GO): ADP-ribose diphosphatase activity
Source: RefSeq, a predicted model, not a curated record
CGUCCUAAGAGUUAACGUGUUCGUGUUAUUAUGAUUAUCUGCAGCGUAAUGUUUAUAUAUGGUAGACUAUUUCUCCACGAUUCUGUAGAAAAUAUGUUUCGGAAAGUGACAGUUUGUCUGAUAUAUUUAUAAAUAUAUACAGCUAGCCUAGAUGGCUAGCUAACAAGCUAGUCAGCCAGCACUGCUGUAAAGUCAGAUUCCAAACAGGAAAGAUGAGCAACAACACAGAUUCUACAGCUACAACCACUCCUCACAUUGUAAAGGAGGAGCUACUUGCAUCUGGAAAGUGGGUGAUGCUUGAGAAAACUACUUAUGUGGAUCCCGCUGGAAACACAAGAAUUUGGGAGACUGCCAAAAGGACCACCAGACAAUCCAACACAGAGGCAGAUGGUGUGGGGGUAAUCGCCCUCCUGAAAAGAACCUUGCACAAAGACUGUGUUGUCAUGGUGAAGCAGUUCCGCCCACCUAUGGGAUGCCACACCCUGGAGUUCCCUGCAGGUCUGAUUGAUGAAGGUGAGAGUGCAGAGGCCGCUGCCCUGAGAGAACUGAAGGAGGAGACUGGAUACAAAGGGGAGGUGGUGGGGGUCACCCCAGUGACAUGUUUGGACCCUGGUCUAUCUAACUGCACCACACAGAUAAUCAUGGUAAACAUCAAUGGAGAUGAUCCGGAGAACAUCCACCCCACUCAGCAGCUGGAGUUUGUUGACGUUAUCCUCCUUCCUCUUGAUGAAUUCCAGAGGAAAGUCGAUGAGUUGAUGAAGAAAGAAAAGAUUGUGGUGGACUCUAAAGUUUACAUUUUUGGCAUGGGCAUGGCCCAGGCAUUCUUCAAGCCCAACGAACUCCCUGUGCUCAAACAGUGAGAGAGCAGAGAAAGGUGGGGGAAAAGGAGAGCCUAGGAGAGAGGAUAGAAGGAGGGGUGAUUGUGUUAGUCUGUCUAUGCAACCAGAGAAGGAGGCCAAAUAGUGGUGUAACAGUCCAGAAAAAUUCUGGUACAAAAUGUAUUGAAUGCAUCUUGUCAAGGACCAGCAUUCAGCUGUAGUUGCACCUUUGAUAUUGGUAUUAGUUAUGGAGACAUCCAAGCAAAACGUUCCAGUUUACCGUUUCUGGACAGACUAAACUUCACCUAAAAGAAACUGACUGAAAGAAUGGUACUGUUCUGAAAUAAGUGCCUUGGUAGUGAUGUUAACCUAAUAAAAAUGUUACAAAAAACGUUUGAUGUUUAUGGUGGUAGACCAAGUGACCAGUACUGAAAUGAAAAUAAUGCCAACUAAACUUACAUUUUUACUAGUGGUUUAAUUGACAAUAAUAAAUGUCUUUAUUAUUUGUA